Molecule: messenger RNA, 1507 nt
Organism: Dermacentor andersoni
Lineage: Eukaryota; Metazoa; Arthropoda; Arachnida; Ixodida; Ixodidae
Source: RefSeq, a predicted model, not a curated record
UCGUGGAGGUCUUACGGGGGAAAUGCAAUAGAAAAAGAUUGCAAUAACGUUACGUUAGAGCACCCCAUAUAUGUGAUCUUAUACGACUCUGAUUGUAGAUCACGAUGUAGCCAGGCAAAAAAGAGACGCGGACGCACGAUGACGAGACGACACAAGCGUUGUCUUUCAACUGAAGGCUCCCCAAUACAGAACCUUCAGAACGAAAGAAAAAAAAUUACUGCCCCUUCCAGUCCGUGAGGAUGAUCCAACAGCGAAGCUGGUUAAGACAGCUCUUGCUUCGUCACUUCGUUUCGUCUUUGCGCUGCCACACGACGAACGUGGUGCAAGUCGCCGAAUUCUCUUGUCGACAUGAAACGCAGAGUGGCCACUCGCUUCUUGUGCGCCGCCUGGCACCGCCCGAAUUGUUGCUGCCGGCGCCGCCGCCGCCGCCGGCUCAAGUGUGCAGCCCGGGCUUGGACCGUCGCAUGAGCGGCCUGCUGUCGCGCCUCGAGCAGGGCUUCUCGCUCGGCGAGCCCACGCCGGGUUUCUACGAGGCGCUCGUGGAGCAGCUGCGCGCCUCGCUUGCAUUCGGCGCCGUGGUGCCGGCGGCAGGGUCUAGGGCUCGGCCGUCGAAGGCCCCCAAAAAUGGCCGCCAAACCGCGAAGGACGCUUUGUGAGCCCACAGCCUUUUGUGCACAACGCUGAGUUUUGUCUUUCGCGGUGGCAGGUACCACCGGGAUACGCCUCCGGAUGAAGCUACGACUGACAAGUCUUCUACUCUUUCUUUAUCCGCCGGACGACGGACAAAGUGGGUCAUGCACAGAGAAUGUCAUGUUCGCAGUACGUCACUUCUGUGAAGUCAGAGAGAUAAUUAAGCAGCUCUCCUGGUUACCUGUUCACAGGGUUCAGUCACAAGCUUUAUGGCAGUGAAUCCGGGAUCUCGUGUCACGUCGAUGCAAGUAGAGCACUUUCGCGAGCAGCUGGCCCACUCUCGCAUAGUUUGCGCGCACUUCGGAAUCCCCGCUCGUGCGUCGUCUGCUACCGUUAGAUGCCGAACAACACCUCGAAACGAUGGCGGAACAUCCUCUCAUGCGCAUGCGCAGUGACUUGCGGUCUGCCUGUAGAAUGCAGCAGACGACGCUCGAGCCCGACCAGGGAGUGCUUCCGUUGAACCCUCAAACCGGGAGAGUGCACUUCUGACUGGCCAGAGGCAUCUACUUGUACCGUAUGACACGCGCUUCCGUGUUCGUCAUAAGAGCUCUUGACUGUACUUCUGCAGAGGCUCAGUUUUAGAACGGCAGGAUUCUGUCAUCUUCGCUCCUAAGUGACCUGCUUCAUGUGCCGACCCGCCAUAUCUCAAGCCGCAAUGCGACGGUCAUUACGGGACUGACAUACACGCUUGUCUUGUACAGAACUUUUCGAGUGGGCCUUGGCAUCGAAGCGCUUGCCUACAUAAGCUACUUAUUUAGCCUUGAGAAAGUGUUCACUUCGUCAUGGAAUAUUCAGGACAAUAAAUAAAUUAUAAGUG